Molecule: messenger RNA, 681 nt
Organism: Cynara cardunculus var. scolymus (artichoke)
Lineage: Eukaryota; Viridiplantae; Streptophyta; Magnoliopsida; Asterales; Asteraceae
Product: glycine-rich cell wall structural protein-like
Exons: 2
Coding region: 1-681 (226 amino acids)
Source: RefSeq, a predicted model, not a curated record
AUGGGUGUCAUUGGUAUACGUUGUUCGCUUAUGCUGGUUGUGGUUUUGGUUGCUUUUAUUGGCGAUUAUGGUGUAGUUUUGGGUGAUUUGGUUAAGGGGGUAAAAGAUGAAAAGAAUUUGUUUGGUAAACCUAAACCUGGGUUUGGAGGAGGUUUAGGUCAUGGCAUUUAUAAGAAAGGGUUUAGACAUGUUAAAGGUGGUGGUGGAGGUCUAGGAGGUGGUAUUGGAGGAGGUGUGGGAGGUGGGAUAGGUCACCAUGGAGGUCUUGGAGGCGGUGUUGGUGGUGGAGUUGGUGGUGGCGGUGGGCUACGUCAUCAUGGAGGGUUAGGAGGUGGUGGGAUAGGUCAUCGUGGAGGUUUGGGCGGUGGAAUUGGUGGUGGUGGUGGGCUACGUCACCAUGGAGGUCUAGGAGGUGGUGUUGGGAUAGGUCAUCAUGGAGGUUACAAAGGUGGUGGGAGGUUUGGUCACAAUGGAGGUCUAGGAGGUGGGGCCGGAGGAUAUGGAGGGGUUGGUGGUGGUGGUGGUGGACUUGGUGGAGGGACGGGUGGUGGUCUAGGCGGUGGCGGUGGGCUUGCUUUCUAUUUUUAUGUUCAUGACAUGAAGUAUGAACAUGGCUACGGGUUACGGGCUACGGGCAUACAAUGUCGUUUGGCUAUGGAUUUUUUACGGCUCUGUUGCUAA